AUGUUCGAAAGAUCAUGCUGGAUUUUAUUUUUCUUUGGCAAAAUUCUCGUUUGUGUACAUGGCUGGGGACCAGUCGGUCAUGCUACCGUCGUUCGUCUUGCGCAGAGUCAGUUGACUCCAGAAGGUUUAGAACGAAUUGCUCCUCUCAUUCCAUGGCACUGGAAUGGUAAUUUGAGUGCGAUGGCUUCCUGGGCAGAUGAUAUUCUAUAUUCAGACGCAAAUCCGACUGGUUAUGGAAAUUGGCAAUGGUCUCGUCCGUUACAUUAUAUUAACGUACCGGACUGGAAUUGUGAAUAUAGGCCUGAAAGAGAUUGUAUCAAUGAUAUCUGUGUUGCCGGUGCGAUAAGAAACUAUACGAAACGAUUAGAGACAGAAUGGGAUGAUAUUCAACAAAGAGAAGCAUUAUACUUUUUAAUUCAUUUUACUGGAGACAUACAUCAACCAUUACACACAGGUUUUGUUAGUGAUCGAGGAGGAAAUAGUAUCAAAGGUCAUUACAUGAAUGGAUCAUAUUUAACAAAUCUCCAUUCAUUAUGGGAUAGUGGUAUGAUAACAACUCGUCUUCGUCGAGACUUUGGAUCAAACUCAACGCUCUAUUAUGAAUAUAUUCAUAAAUUGAUGCUCGAACAAAGCCCGCAAGAAGAUGAUAACACUAUUGACGCCUGGGUGAAAGAUAAUGUUAACAUCGUUUGCACACAGAUUUAUCUCGACGAAAAUAAUCAUACAAUGAAUGCUUCGACUAAUUUUACAUUGGGAGAAGCUUAUUACAAUCGAAGUAUCUCAAUAAUCGAACGUCGGUUAGCUCAAGGUGGUCGUCGGCUUGGUAUAAUAUUGAAUCGACUAGCAAAUAAACGUCCGAUAAAGCCAGAUGAUAAAGAUAAAACACUGUGCACCAGUACAAUUGUGCUUAUUGCUGUUUUAGCCGCAGUAUGUAUCGUAGGCGUUGUUGCGGGUGUCAUUCUGUGGAUUCGAUACAAGAAACGAGCAACUCAGUCAAUUUCAUUUAAUCUUGCUCGAAAAACAUGA
Messenger RNA from Adineta ricciae, 1026 nucleotides. NCBI's taxonomy places the organism in Eukaryota, Metazoa, Rotifera, Eurotatoria, Adinetida, Adinetidae. The record is from the annotation of a GenBank genome assembly.